AUGGCUGAAAAGAUGUACGACCGCAUAUGCAGCCGCAGUGACGGCGGAAAGCGCCUUGCAAAGCGGCAAAACUACCUCCUUGCCCAGAAUGACUUAAUCGAAGAGCAGAUUCUUCAGAUCGAAACUGAUCGAGCUUUGCACUCUGUCCCGCUCCUAGAGCAAGCCACAGACUUGGGACAAGGGGACAAGGCAAAAAGUCCGGUGCAUACCAAGCUUUGUUGGGUAACUUCAUGA
Cladocopium goreaui is the source of this 234-nucleotide messenger RNA. The record is from the annotation of a GenBank genome assembly. Lineage: Eukaryota; Dinophyceae; Suessiales; Symbiodiniaceae.